Messenger RNA from Lichtheimia ornata, 462 nucleotides. RefSeq lists its product as uncharacterized. Lineage: Eukaryota; Fungi; Mucoromycota; Mucoromycetes; Mucorales; Lichtheimiaceae. The transcript has 4 exons. The record is from RefSeq and is a predicted model, not a curated record. Bases 1 to 462 code for a protein of 153 amino acids.
AUGGACCAAGUAUCACGCGAGCUUAGUGAGCACUUGUCGAUCAGCAAUGCUACUGGAAAUCUGGAAAAAGAGUGGGAUGACUCCAUGAUGCAGACGUCAAAACGCAUUACCGACACAGCUGACAAGACGAUCAAGCUUCAAGAAGAGCAUGUACAAAUAGAAGAGGUUCUAUCCAAACUACGUGAAAAAGGUGAAGCACUCGAACAGACGUUUGCCGAGAUUGAUCAAGUCGAAAAGCUCGUGCAGCAAGUCAAGGCGACGUACGAUAAAGUGGCCGAAAGUGUCAAUGAUAUGGAAAAGUCUGUGCAUUCAAGUACAUCAUCCAAUUUUUCAUUUCUGCAGAAGCAAAGCAAUGCUUUUCAGCCUUAUUUCCCGCCGCCUCUUCCUGUCAACAUAUAUAGCACACCUGAACUUUUAUCCCAGCAUGGAUUAUCUUCUUCGGACAACAACUCUGAAAAGUGA